Molecule: messenger RNA, 789 nt
Organism: Penicillium alfredii
Lineage: Eukaryota; Fungi; Ascomycota; Eurotiomycetes; Eurotiales; Aspergillaceae
Product: electron transfer flavoprotein subunit beta/FixA family protein
Exons: 3
Coding region: 1-789 (262 amino acids)
Cellular component (GO): cytosol
Molecular function (GO): electron transfer activity
Source: RefSeq, a predicted model, not a curated record
AUGGCUAGUGGUUUGCGGAUAUUGGUGCCCGUGAAACGGGUCAUUGACUAUGCGGUCAAACCGCGCAUCAACAAAGCCCAGACGGGCGUCGAAACCGCCGGCGUCAAGCACUCGAUGAACCCAUUCGACGCCCUCUCAAUUGAAGAAGCCGUGCAGCUCCGCGAGCGCAAGGGCCCGAUCAAAGUCGACGACAUCCUCACCCUGGCCGCCGGCGGCCCCAAGUGCCCGGACGUGCUGCGCACCGCCAUGGCCAUGGGCGCCGACCGGGCCUUCCACAUCGAUGUUCCCGAGGGCGCGGGCGACGGCGGGCCCGAGCCGCUGACCAUUGCCAAGAUGCUGCGCGGCGUCGUCGAGAAAGAGAACAUCAAUCUCGUGCUGCUGGGCAAGCAGGCUAUCGACAGCGACCAGGGCCAGACCGGCCAGAUGCUCGCGGGUCUGCUGGGCUGGCCGCAGGCGACCCAGGCUAGCAAGGUGGAUGUCAAAGAUGAGUCCGGGACUGUCGAGAUUACUCAUGAGGUCGAUGGUGGUGUGGAGACUCUGCGUGCGAAGCUGCCACUGGUUGUCACGACGGAUCUGCGCUUGAAUGAGCCGCGCUAUGCUAUUCUUCCCAAUAUCAUGAAGGCUAAGAAGAAGCCGCUGGACAAGAAGACUCUGGCUGAUUUCGGAGUUGAGGAUACCCGCCGGUUGAAGACGCUCAAGGUGACCGAACCCCCGCCCCGGAAGGGUGGUGGCAAGGUGGAGGACGUCGACGGCCUCGUCUCCAAGCUGAAGGAGCUGGGUGCGCUGUGA